AUGAGCGCCCCGACGAACAAGCCCUCCCACGUCCAGUACGACCAGCUGUCGUUCUUGAUCCUCGACGCCCCCAACGACUCGAACCUGCCCUUGUACCUCAAGGAGUUCAAAAAGUACCAGGUCACCGACAUUGUGCGCGCCUGUGAACCGACAUACUCGGAUGCGACCGUCGAGGCCGCGGGCUUCCGUGUGCACGAGAUGGAGUUUCCGGACGGCGAGCCGCCGAGCCAAGAAAUCAUCCAGAAGUGGCUCGUCCUUGUCGAGCAGACGAUGAAAGACAAUGCAACGAAUAACGCGGGCACGCAUCAGUCAGACAAGACUGUGGCAGUGCACUGCGUCGCAGGUCUGGGCCGUGCCCCUGUUCUUGUCGCGAUCGCGCUCAUGGAGCAUGGCCUCGACGUAAUCACAGCCGUCGAGCAUAUUCGCAAGGCGCGCCGCGGCGCGAUCAACCUGCGCCAACUCAAGUACUUGGAGAAGUACACUCCCACUCGCAAGAAGGACAAGUGCUCGAUCAUGUAG
This is a messenger RNA of Saprolegnia parasitica CBS 223.65, 519 nucleotides long. RefSeq lists its product as hypothetical. Lineage: Eukaryota; Oomycota; Saprolegniomycetes; Saprolegniales; Saprolegniaceae. Gene Ontology annotation, cellular component: nucleus. The transcript has a single exon. The record is from RefSeq and is a predicted model, not a curated record. Gene Ontology annotation, biological process: protein dephosphorylation. Gene Ontology annotation, molecular function: protein tyrosine phosphatase activity. The coding region runs from base 1 to 519 and encodes 172 amino acids.